Mercurialis annua (annual mercury) is the source of this 2201-nucleotide messenger RNA. RefSeq names its product rop guanine nucleotide exchange factor 12. NCBI's taxonomy places the organism in Eukaryota, Viridiplantae, Streptophyta, Magnoliopsida, Malpighiales, Euphorbiaceae. The record is from RefSeq and is a predicted model, not a curated record. Gene Ontology annotation, molecular function: guanyl-nucleotide exchange factor activity. The coding region runs from base 235 to 1896 and encodes 553 amino acids. The transcript has 7 exons.
AUUCAUCAAAAAAACAAAGAAAAAAAAAACAACCCUUUUUGUUUAAUAUUUGCUGUGAUUUAUUUAGUCCCUCUAAUUUCCACAUUUUACACCUCAUUCUCUCAAAACAUGCACCCCACGUUCUACACUAAAAUACCUCAAUUUUGUCAACCUCACUAAAUUUCUUUAUACAAUCAUAUUCAUCCAAUAUUUUUCAUGAUUUUUCUUUUGGUUUCUUGAUAAGAAUUUUUUAAAAUGGUUCGAGCUCUUGAACAAGAACAAGAAAAUUAUAGGUCUAGGUUGUUUCGUUUUAAAGAAAUGAGUGAAACUUCGGGGGGUCGGUCUCAUUCUAAGAGUCAUAGCGUUGAUGAUAAUAGCGUAGACGAUGAAUCUAGCUCUAUGGAUGAUAAGGUUACGUUUAGAAGCCAGGGAUCGAGGAUUCCGAGUGAUCCGUCGUCCGAGAAACAUCAGAUUGGUAGCGUACUUCAUCGGAAUGAUAAGGGUCCUAAGUCGAGGUUGAGCCGGGAUGAGGCUUCAGUUCCACCCUUGGCUAAAGAUAAACAAAAUGCAGAUAUGGACCAAAUGAAAGAAAGGUUUGCUAAAUUGCUUUUGGGAGAAGAUAUGUCUGGAGGAGGAAAGGGUGUCACUUCUGCUCUAGCUUUGUCAAAUGCCACCACAAAUCUUGCUGCUUCCGUCUUCGGCGAGCAACAUCGUCUAGAGCCGAUGUCCGUAGAAAGGAAAGCCAGGUGGAGAAAAGAGAUUGACUGGCUUUUAUCUGUGAGUGAUUACAUAGUUGAAUUAGUUCCAUCUCAGCAGAAAAACAAAGAUGGAACAAGUAUGGAGAUUAUGGUGACACGACAACGAACCGAUCUCCAUAUGAACAUCCCCGCGUUACGCAAGCUUGAUGCAAUGCUUAUUGAUUGUCUAGAUAACUUCAGAGACCAAAAUGAGUUUACUUAUAUUUCAAAAGAUGCUCCUGAUUCAGAAAAAGGAAGCAACAAGAGGAAAGAUGAUAAAUGGUGGCUACCUACUGCUAAAGUUCCUCCAAAUGGAUUAUCAGAAGGAUCAAGAAAAUUUUUGCAGUAUCAGAAAGAUUGUGUCAACCAAGUCCUGAAAGCAGCCAUGGCAAUAAAUGCUCAAGUUCUAUCAGAGAUGGAGAUUCCUGAAAACUACAUUGAAUCUCUUCCAAAGAACGGAAGGGCGAGCCUGGGAGACUCGAAUUACAAGAGCAUAACAGUGGAAUUCUUUGAUCCUGACCAAUUCCUGUCAACAAUGGACUUAUCAUCAGAGCAUAAAAUCCUAGAUCUAAAGAACAGAAUUGAGGCUUCUAUUGUGAUUUGGAAAAGGAAGAUGAACCAAAAAGAUGGGAAGUCUGCUUGGGGUUCUGCUGUCAGUUUGGAGAAGAGAGAACUGUUUGAAGAGCGAGCGGAAACUAUCUUACUAAUUCUCAAGCAGAAAUUUCCUGGAAUUCCUCAAUCUGCACUCGACAUCAGCAAAAUUCAAUACAAUGAGGAUGUGGGGCAAGCGCUUCUGGAAAGCUAUUCAAGAAUUCUAGAAAGCUUGGCAUACACGGUAAUGUCUCGAAUCGAAGACGUGUUGUAUGCUGAUUAUGUCACUCGAAAUCCAUCCUAUGCGGGACAAAAGAGGAAUCCUCUAAAAGAGACACCUCUAGAUGCACUUGGAGAAGAAUUUGCUAGAACCUCUGAUGCAGUCAAUGCAAUGACACUGUCAGAUUUUAUGGGUUGGAAUGUUGAUUCAAACGAAGCUGAGGCAAAUAAAAAUCUAGCCGGAAAUUCAGAUGAGCUUGUCAAAGAUGAUAUGAAGUUAACGGAUAAACUUGCUAACAUUGUGACACUGAAGAAACCUUCCUAUCUUGAGAACUUAGGAGGUUUAAGAAGCCCAACAGCACGACAUUGAUAGCCAACUGUCACCGUCCGAUUCGGAUACGUGACGGUACAUGGAACCUGGAAGACUAACUUCCAAAUCCGACAUUAACCUAAAGAAUAUAUUCUUUUGACCUCAACAGAAGAAACGGAAAAACCAUGGCUCACGUAGAAACAACUAAAGACGAAAGAGAUACACAAGAUUGACAAAAUUUGACAUUAAACCAUGAAUUUUAUUGAGAGUUUCUUAUUUUAGUUAUAUUCGUUUGUAGAUACAGAAAGAAAAGCUUGUUAGUGUAACAGCAAAGCCUAAAACUAUUGGAUUUUAAGUAUUUUGUA